Molecule: messenger RNA, 1815 nt
Organism: Musca domestica (house fly)
Lineage: Eukaryota; Metazoa; Arthropoda; Insecta; Diptera; Muscidae
Product: serine/threonine-protein phosphatase rdgC
Exons: 6
Coding region: 16-1305 (429 amino acids)
Cellular component (GO): cytosol; nucleus
Molecular function (GO): calcium ion binding; protein serine/threonine phosphatase activity
Source: RefSeq, a predicted model, not a curated record
UCCUUUUUAUUAUUUAUGAACAUUUCCGUUUUGGAAUUGGCUUUAACCAAUACCAACCACUGUGGUGGUGUGUGGUUCUCGCUGGCCCCUGGUUUGCUGAUUAUCUACGACACCAACAACAACUUGGCUCCUCUGCAGUACGUUUCAAUCUUGCGACCUCCAGUCGAACAGACAGGUGGCGAAGGUAUCGAUAAAGUUGAAUGGAAACAGCUCUUCGAUAUCAUGUGGAGUGAUCCACAACACAAUGACGGCUGCCUGCCCAAUAGCCUACGCGGUGCCGGCACCUAUUUCGGACCCGAUGUAACCCGAAACUUUUUGGAACAACACAAGUUGGAGCUAUUGGUCCGCUCGCACGAAUGCAAGGUCGAUGGCUAUGAGUUUGUACACGACGACAAGGUGGUGACGAUUUUUUCGGCUUCGAACUACUAUGCCAUCGGCUCGAAUCGGGGUGCCUAUAUGAAAUUGAAUCCCCAUCUGGAACCACAUUUUGUACAGUACAUUUCGGCUGCUUCGAAGACACGUCAAUUAACAUUCCGCCAAAGGGUUGGCAUUGUUGAGAGUUCAGCGAUUCGGGAAUUGGGUGCAAGAUUGAGGGCAAAGCGUAAUGAGCUGGAGGAGGAGUUCAGGAAGAAUGACCCCAAUAACAGAGGCUACAUUUCCGUCUCCCAUUGGUGCGAUGCCAUGGAAAAGGCCACAAAUUUGGGUUUACCCUGGCGUUUGCUGAGACCCCGUUUGGCCCCAUCGACCGAUGAACGUUCCACAAAUGAAGUCAACUAUUUGACCACGUUAGAUCUAUUGGAUACGGAUACCAUAAUUGAAGCUCAAGCACAAGAAACCAGCGUGGCCGAUUCUCUGUACAAAAAUGUCAGCAGCUUGGAGGCUAUAUUCCAUAUAUUGGACUCAGAUCAAUCGGGCUACAUCUCUCUGAGUGAAUUCAGUGAUGCCUGUGAUUUGUUGGAACAACAUUUGCCCGGCACAAAUACCCGUGAACAGCUGUUGGAUAUGUGUCGCAUGAUGGACUUGAACAAAGAUGGUCUGGUCGAUCUGAAUGAGUUCUUGGAAGCAUUCCGCCUAUGUGAACAGGCCAAAAAUGACCAGGUGGCUGGAAGGACACGUCGAGACAAGUCACCAAAUCGUGAACAAAGUGCUGCUGAGCCGGAUGAAAAGCAAAAAGCGGAUAGAAGACUCAGUGCCACUGUGGCCGAAGCCGAGGCAGAGUUGAAAAAGCUAUUACCACCCACGGCCGAGGAGGAUGAUAUUGAUCCCAAAGAUUGUGAGGCUAAUACAUUGAAACGCAAUAAAUAAUUGACAGGCGGGGGGCGAAUUUGUUUGGCCUUUAAGAAGGAGCAAAUGGCGUUUUUUCUCAUUCUCAUUUGAAAUUAUCUAAGCUUUAAAUCGCAAACAAUUUUUAAGAAAAACUUAUAUUAAUAUUUGUUAUAAUUAAAAAAAACAAGUCGAUUAGUUAAGAAAAUCAUGAAAUUAAAUGUCCUCAUAUAUUUUUUAAGUCUGAAAAAAAUUUAAAAAAAAUCAUAUAACUUAAAAAAAGUACUAUUUCUUUAUUAAAGUUAUAGGUUAUAGUUGCAACUCUGAUCUCCUAAAAAUAAUUUAGAAAAAAUAUUAUUUUUUUUUUUUUUUUUGUAUUUUGUCAUUGUGUCAUAACAACCUCAACACAAAAUAGACAACGAACCGAAAUUAUUCAACAAAAAAAUACUCAUUUUUCGCAUUAUUAUUUAACAAAAAAAUAUUUAUCUGUAUUUCCGUCCAUUUGUUUAAAAUUAUUUUUUUUUAUUUUAUCAAAAAAAUUGUAAAUUACAA